Molecule: messenger RNA, 620 nt
Organism: Durusdinium trenchii
Lineage: Eukaryota; Dinophyceae; Suessiales; Symbiodiniaceae
Source: the annotation of a GenBank genome assembly
CUCAAGCCAAUCCCAUCAACGAAGCGCUGCCUUCCUUGUCAUGGCUCGCUUGUUUCAGGCGCUUGUGCUGAUAUGGUUUGCGCCUAUAAUAGCAGCUUUGACCACAGAGAACCGUGAAGAGCCAGAAGGGGCAGCUCCAAAGGUGAGCUCCAACAAGAUCUCGCCUUUUGGCAGGGAGAACACCGCUGGUGAGCUUCAGGAUAGAGCUUCAAAGACACAGGACACCCUUGUGGAUGCGGUUGAGAACGCGGAGGUGGCCGAAAUCAAGCGUGCGGUGUUCCGUGCGCUGACUCGGCUGCGGGCGGCAACCAUCAAGGAGUUUGACACCAUCGCGCGCUUGGAGACAUCCUCUAUUGAUGCCUACAAUGACGCUCAUCACUAUCGUCGCGAGAACCCAUUGAGCCAUUUGCAUGAGGAUGAGGCACCGGUGCAAACGGACAAGCUGACGUCAUUUCACUGAGCGCGAAGAAAUCUUUGCAGCUUCGUAUAGGGCCUCCAUUGAGAGACAACAGAUAUGUCCAAGCUAGUUUUCAGGCUGUAUUUAAUUUUGUUCACCUGGUUUGAAGUGGGAGCACACCGUUGGAUGGCCAGUUACGGAACAACUUGUGCAAGUGGCGCCG